ACUUCUUCUCACCGAAUUCAUGCUGCAUACCGGCCACCAUGCUUUGAAUUACGCCAGAUAUGGCAGGAUACCCGGUACAGCAUCUGAACAACUGCGAGAGAUCAGAGGCUGCAUCUCCUUCCCGCUCGAAUUGCGACGCCUGUCGUACUGCCACAGCUUUUUACUGUAUCUUCCUGACCGAUCGCUGAUAAGAUGAGAUCUCCCACGAGCAUGCCCGGCAGUUCUUUUUGCUGGGCAGCCGCCGUCCAGGGCCACGACUGAAGAGUUAUAUAAAGGGCGACAUAUAAUGCACCUCUUCCGUCAACUUCCUAUUGAGACCAAAUUACUUUACCACUAUCCCGGCGCAACACCACUCAAGGACAGAACCAAACAAAAUGCCCAGCACGCCGCUCACCUUCUUCCUGGCUCUGUGUUUCUUUAGCAUUUCGCCCUUUUUCGGACCGCUUUUCAUCCUGGCCAGUACAGAUGAGUGCGAGAGCGCAUGUACUGAAUGGUCGCGGACGGUGCAUUAUUGCAGGUGGGAAUAUAAUGAUAGAUUCACUGGCGAUCAAGACGACUAUGACAUCGCCAACAAGUUCGUCUCUUGUCUCUGCUAUGGCAAACAAGCAGAGGGUAUUGAGCUCGGAAAAGACCUUAUAUCAGAGUACGUGGGAGUCUGCGAGAGCUGCACAGACACGCCGGACAUUGUGAAAGAAGACCUGCAGGGUAUGCUCACGGUCUGCACUGUGCAAGCUCAGAAUGGAACGGCGGAUCUGGCUUCAUAUUAUAGGCCGCAGGUGUAUCACACAAACAUCACCGAGCCGGUAGUAGCCUACUACUAGAAUUAUUAUGGCUGCUCGGUAAUCAUCUUGGACAUCAUCAUACUCCUUUCAUCAGAGACGGUGCGCCGCGCCCAUAUCAGGUCACGGAGGUCAUGUCAUGCAGGUAUUGAGCCUGACGGACAAUAUUUGUAGAGUCACAAUCUGUAGAAGAUCUUGCGCUUAUAUGAAUCAUAAUAUAUCCAAGG
Cryptococcus amylolentus CBS 6039 is the source of this 1006-nucleotide messenger RNA. RefSeq lists its product as hypothetical. NCBI's taxonomy places the organism in Eukaryota, Fungi, Basidiomycota, Tremellomycetes, Tremellales, Cryptococcaceae. Bases 375 to 821 code for a protein of 148 amino acids. The transcript is spliced from 3 exons. The record is from RefSeq and is a predicted model, not a curated record.